UAAGUUUUAGGGAUUUAAAACAUUGUAAACAUCUACAACUUAGUCCAAAUUUUGAUAUUCGUAGGGGUAUACAAGCUUUGAUACAGCUGGGUUUCUUGAACGUUUUUGUUCUCAUGGCUUCUCGUCUUUACUCUUCACUCUCUAAUACUCCUCUUUUUAUCUCAAUUUCCACCCCUUCACCUUCUUCUUCUUCUUGCAGUCGCAAUUUCAAAUUCAAAACUUUUUCCCACCUCAGCCAAUCGUCUGUACACCACCAGGUUACAGAUUCUUCAUCUUCACCCAAAACCAAAAUUUGGGUCAAUCCUAAUGGCGCCAAUUCGAAACCUUUCCGAAACAAACCCUUUAACUCUAGGACCAGUUUUCUCCUUCAACUCGCCGCGUCUUUGGACUCGUGUGAUCCCACUCAGCAACAAGUCUCUGCGAUUCUCAACUCUUUAGGAGACGAUGCCGUCACAGAACGAGACGCCGUGUUCAUUCUUGAUAAGAUGAUCAACCCCAAAACUGCACCCGUUGUUCUUAGAUACCUUAGAGACAAAUUUCAAUAUAAUGAAGUGGUUCUUUACAAUGUCACCCUCAAAGUGUUUAGGAAAUGUAAUGAUUUUGAAGGAGCACGGAAGGUGUUUGAUGAAAUGCUUCGAAGAGGGGUCAAGCCGGAUAACAUUACGUUUACGACUAUGAUUAACUGUGCUAGGAUGUCUGCUAUGCCGGAUAAGGCUGUGGAGUGGUUCGAGAAGAUGCCGGGUUUGGGAUGUGAACCUGAUGCCAUCACGUGCUCAGCUAUGGUGUGUGCGUAUGCAGAAACUAAUCAGGUUGAUUUUGCUCUACGACUGUAUGAUUUUGCAAAAAUAGAGAAAUGGCAUAUUGAUGCAGUGGCAUUCUCAGCCUUGAUUAAAAUGUUUGACUUGUCUGGAAACUAUGAUGGGUGCUUGAAUAUACACUUAGAAAUGAAGAGUCUUGGUGUGAAGCCUAAAGUGGAAACGUAUAACAGUUUGUUGGUUGCCAUGUUGAGAGGUAAGAGGCAUUGGCAAGCCAAGACUAUACAUCAAGAGAUGAUAAGUAAUGGAGUUUUGCCGGAUUUUAUAACUUAUUCAACUCUUUUGCGAGUAUAUACUAGUGCACAAUAUGACGAAGACGCUCUUGGCGUUUAUAAAGAGAUGAAAGGGAAAGGAGUGCAUGUGACUGUAGAUCUCUAUAAUGUGCUUUUAACUAUGUGUGCAAAAGUUGGCUCUAAUGAUGAAGCUCUAGAGAUAUUUGAAGACAUGAAAAGUUCUGGGACUUGCCUUCCUGACAGAUGGACUUUUUCAGCCUUGAGUAAUGUAUAUUCCAACCGUGGGAAAGUUUCCGAGGUGGAAGGGGUGUUGGGUGAAAUGAUCAAAUCGGGUUUCAAACCUGAUAUUUUUGUUUUGGUAUCACUUAUCAAUUGCUAUGGAAAAGCUAAGCAAAUUGACGAGGUUGUGAAUGUAUUUGAUCGAUUCUUGAAACUGGGCAUCAUUCCAGAUGAUCGCUUAUGUGGUUGUCUGCUGAAUGUUAUGACACAAGCACCAAAGGAAGAGCUUGGUAAUCUAAUAAAUUGUGUUGAGAAGGCCAAUACAAAACUCGGGUAUGUGGUAAGAUAUUUGGUGGAAGGGCAAGAUAGUGAUGGGGAUUUCAGAAAGGAUGCCUCAGAACUUAUAAAUUUAAUUGACACUAAAGCAAAGAGACCUAUAUGUAAUUGUCUGAUUGAUCUUUGUGUCAAUCUGAAUCUACCCGACAGAGCGGACACCCUUCUUAGCAUAGGGUUGAUGCAUGGAAUAUAUAGGAGUAUGCAAUCAAGAUCUCAAACAAAGUUGUCUUUGCACCUGAAGAACCUCUCAAUUGGAGCUGCUAUGACUGCAUUUCAUGCUUGGAUAAAUGACUUAUCUAAGGCUUUGGAAUCGGGCGAGAAGUUUCCACCACUACUUGGAAUUAAUACAGGGCGAGGAAAACUUAAGAAUUCAGGCAAGGGUAUAGCUAGUGUAAUUGAAUCACAUUUGAAGGAACUCAAUGUUCCGUUCCUUGGAGAUCCAAAGAAAGCUGGAUGGUUUUUGGUUACAAAGGAAGCAGCCGAAUCAUGGCUGGAAUCCAGGGGUUCAACCUAAUCCAUCGCUGCUUUGGAUUCUAUGGUUUUAAAUGCUCCAUCAAUGGCCCUUCCAUUUUGAAAAUAUUAUAGGGAAUGAUGUGCAGUGUUACUUUCAUGCAUUUUCAAGUUUAGUUCUGACUCCAAUUCUACUCCAGCUAUCUUGGCAUUUUGGUAGGAAAAAGAAUAAGGAUAAUAGGGUGUGAAAGACAGCGGAAGAUGCAAUAUUCUGAUACAUUUCAUUCAAACUAUAAGGAAGUUUCAAUUUUCUGAAAUUUGAAAAGCAGCCCACAUGUAGAUAUCUCACAAAUUCUGAAUCUUCUCAAAGUCCUCUUCCUUCCUCCAAUGAAGCAUACAUUCAUGUAAUUUUUAUUCAUUUAUAAGUCUUUGAUAGUUAUAGUUUCUUGCAGCAGAAUUGAACGUAUUUGGUAGUCAUUGUAAGUUUUCAUGGUUGAAAGAGCAACAGGUGUUAUAUCAAAAUGUCAUCCAAAGUUAUUGAUCCAGAGUGAGGCAAUAUGAAUAAUCAUUCAUGAGUAUGCACUAUCCCCAAGUUCCAUACAAAACCAUUCACAUAAAGAAAACGCUAAAACAGUUCCAUACUUGUAAAUUGGAAGAAUGCAAUUGAGAAGAGUUCAUGGUGAACGAUAGUAAGUACUUU
Lathyrus oleraceus (garden pea) is the source of this 2753-nucleotide messenger RNA. RefSeq names its product pentatricopeptide repeat-containing protein At4g16390, chloroplastic. Gene Ontology annotation, molecular function: protein binding; rRNA primary transcript binding; mRNA binding. NCBI's taxonomy places the organism in Eukaryota, Viridiplantae, Streptophyta, Magnoliopsida, Fabales, Fabaceae. Gene Ontology annotation, biological process: positive regulation of translation. The transcript has a single exon. Gene Ontology annotation, cellular component: chloroplast stroma. The record is from RefSeq and is a predicted model, not a curated record. The coding region runs from base 114 to 2117 and encodes 667 amino acids.